Molecule: messenger RNA, 1047 nt
Organism: Cordyceps fumosorosea ARSEF 2679
Lineage: Eukaryota; Fungi; Ascomycota; Sordariomycetes; Hypocreales; Cordycipitaceae
Product: Fatty acid hydroxylase
Exons: 1
Coding region: 1-1047 (348 amino acids)
Biological process (GO): ergosterol biosynthetic process
Molecular function (GO): C-4 methylsterol oxidase activity; iron ion binding
Source: RefSeq, a predicted model, not a curated record
AUGAGCGUACAACGAAACCCCAAGGACUCCAUCGCGUCCACCUGGAGGGGAAAAGACCGGUCGCAAUGGAACAUUUUCCACUGGGCAUACGAAAUACUUCGUCUCCAUCACGUCGACCUCGACAAGCAGAUCCCGGUGCAUCCAAAGACCGACAAGGUGCCGUACUUGAACGACUGGUACCAGCAUCGGUGGAUUCUCGCGCACGCCUUUGCGCCCCUCCUGCUGCACCACUGCUACUACCUCUACACCGGCCACAACUUGACCAUGUGGCAGGCUGUCGUGUUUUACAGCCUUGCCUUCAAGCUCAAUGCGAUCCGCGAACUGCACAUUCUGCGCCAGCUUGGCGAGCAAAUUGGCUUUCUCGACGGCGACGUUCACGAGCGCGACGGUGUACCCGACAACAGCGUCUUCCAGGUCUUUUGGUCGCUUGUGUCGACGUCUACUUUCCGGCCAGUCUUUACGGUCUUUCUGGCCUAUCAGACCAGCAAAGCCCCCGCUACCAUGCAACUCUACCUGCUACCCCUUGAGACGGGACUCUACGCAAUCAUCCUUGACUUUUGGUUCUACUGGUAUCAUCGGCUGAUGCACACUGUGGAGGGGCUUUGGCAGUACCAUCGCACUCACCACCUGACCAAGCACCCAAACCCGCUCCUCACCCUAUACGCCGACACCGAGCAAGAGAUCUUUGACAUUGCCGGCAUUCCGUUGCUAGCCUACUUCACCAUGAAGUUGAUAGGCUUUCCCAUGGGCUUUUACGAGUGGUGGGUGUGCCAUCAGUACAUUGUCUUCGCCGAGUUGGCCGGUCACAGUGGUCUGCGUAUGGCCGCCACGCCGCCAAAUCCGUUCAAUUGGCUGCUGCGCAUCUACUCGGCGGAACUCAUCAUCGAAGACCAUGAUCUGCAUCACCGAAAGGGGUGGAAGACCAGUGCCAACUAUGGCAAGCAGACGAGGUUGUGGGACCGCAUUUUUGGAACCUGUCGCGAUCGGAUCGAGUGUCACGACGAGAACAUUGAAUGGACUACACAGAUUACGAUGCCGAUCUUUUAA